AGUGCUUUGGGUGAAGUUUCACCUUCAGCCUGCAGGGGGCAGUCACUUCUCUCGGCCGACAUAGAAUUCAACGACGAAGAAGAAACACUUUACUCAAGGAAACUCGAUGGCAGCGGUUCAGAGAAGUUACCUGUCUGCCACUCUGAGGCAAAAAGGACUUAUUCACCUCUGAUCUUAUCUCUUAACUGUUAACAAACUCCGUCCAAAUGGAUGAAGAAAAUUCCAUAGAGUCAAUGGACUCUUCCCCUGGGGAUGCAGUGUCUGGCAGAGACGACGGGGAGUUUGAUGAGGAUGAAGAAAUUUACGACUAUGAGAGAAGACCAUCUCUUGAUCUAGAAGAGACCCCCAUGGAAACCUUCAUCCAGUACCAUGUGGACCCGGUGUUACCUCCAGCUCUGAGCUACACAUCUCUGAAUAGUCAAGGGGAAUCUGAAAUGAAUGGAGAAGAUGAGUCCAUUACAGAGGUGAAACUUGACAGAACCGGUUCGUUCUCCAGCUGCUACUCUUAUGACAGCGAUGAUUGUGAAAAGAAAAUAAACAAGUCUAGAAGCAAAGACGACACUUCAGAGAGCGCUGAAACAGACGAGCUAAUCCUGGACGAGAACGAGUUCAAGCAUCAGGCUUUGACAGUGCCUUUCACUUUCAGGGCUAUAUCUGACACCGUUGGGAAACUUUCAGACCAUGACAAGUAUUUUUUCGGGAGGGAGCUCUGGCUUCAUUUCCCACAAAAGUUCAGCGUGGACAUGGAUUUGGUGGACGUCGUGGACAAGCUGCUUGAGUGCUUCAACCUUGAAAAGUCUCUGCAGAUUGUUAAAGCCGUUCUCGUUAAAAUCGAGAGGAACAAGUUGGUCCAGUUUCUGAAGGCUAGAUGCAUGAGAAAUGAAGUCCGCUAUGAGCUGAAGAAGUUUCUGAGGGAAAAAUACUCUGAUCUCUUUAAGACAUGCAGUGAUGACGAGAAACCGUCUUUUAGCGAAGCCUUCACAGAUCUUUACAUAUCGUCCAACAGACACAACGGCCCGAACAUCGAGCACGAGGUUCUAAACAUCCCCAAGCUGAACACCAUCGAUGAACCAGACGCACCCGUUCCCCUUAGAGACUUGUUGAACCCGGACAAGCUGAGUGAUAUUCGGUCAAAUGUAAUCAUGCUCUGUGGAGUGGCAGGUUCUGGGAAAUCGAUGGCCAUCAAGAAGUUGAUCUAUGAUUGGGUUGAAAAUGAUUUAGAAACUAGACUGGACUUUGUGAUUCCCAUAGCUUUCACAGAACUUAAGCAGUUCGAGGGCUCCAAAAUGUCUUUCCUGGAAGUCCUGCACAAUCUCUACCCUCCCACAGAGAGGCUCACGGAGAAGGAACUGGGAUUCUCGGACUGCAAAACGCUUUUCCUCUUCGAUGGCUUGGACGAGUAUGAGAGGUGUGACGCAUUUAAUUUCAACAGCACGGAGCUGGUGUUUAGCAGCACCCACACGGUCAGUUUACACGGGCUCGUGGUCAACGUGCUCCGGGGUAAGGUGUUGGAAAAUGGCGUUGCUUUGGUGACCACGAGGCCAAUGAUGACUUCCACCACUCCGUGGGAUAACCGUCAUCACAAGAUAGAAAUGCUCGGCUUCACUAACAACAACAGGGAAGAGUUCUUCAAGAAGAGAUUUAAAAAUGCGACUCAGGCAAAUCGUGUUAUCGAGUACGUCAAGUCUUCCAAAACAUUGCACGCCAUGUGUCACCUGCCCUUGUUCUGUUCUAUAGUGGCUGAUGAGUGCCAGGGCGUUUUCAGGGAGAAGGGAAUGCAGGCGGAGCUGCCCAGAAGCAUCACCUACAUGUACACUAAACUGCUGCUGAGUCUCAUCCGCGAGAGCCGCAAAUCCAGAGCUCCAGAUCGCAGUCCAGAUCAGGAGACGGAGUUUCUCAUCACGCAUGGAAAGGCAGCGUUGACGAUGCUGGAGGAAUGUACAUUUAAGAAAGUCAAACCUUACUUUUCAAGCGAGAAGAUUUUUAACCCGGACUCUGUGACUUACAGCGGCCUGGUCAUAGAAUACACCGUGACACCAGCUGUGCUGCUAAAUGAGCAAGCCUUCAGCUUCAUCCACCCGACUGUGCAGGAAUACCUCGUAGCUCUUUACGCAUAUCUGUCUUUUCAACAAAAUCACAACAUUUUUGAGACUAAACAGUCUUUACAAGGCAGGAUAAAGGGGCUCCUCAAGCCGCAAAAAGUCAUGGAUGUGUUCAUGUGCGCCGUGGAGAAAAGCCUGGAGUUUGAGGACGGCAGGUUCGACAUGUGUCUUCGUUUCCUGUGCGGAAUGGAGCUUAAAGCGAAUCAAGAUCUCCUCCAAAGCUUCUGCGGGUCCUCCUCAAAGACGGAAAACCACAUCCAGAGCACCGCAGCGUUCAUCAAGAAGAAAAUGAAAGAGGAUCGGCAUCAAGACAGAAUCAACAACUUGAAACGAUGCUUGGAGGAAAUGGGCGUGUCAACAUAAAACUUAUUGUUUCGAUUUAGUAAGGAUUUAAAAAAGUAAAAAUGCCUCCACGGACAUUAAGACAUAAGAGCUGUUCAAAAAUUGGUUUCAGCAAUGUUUUUUAAUGUGAUCUGGGUUGUCUUCAUGGAAAAUAGUUUUGAUCUACUGUGUGCUUGGGAUUUCUUUCUUUUAGCCUUUGUUCAUUUAGUUUGACUCCAAUCCAAACUGAGUGAAGAGAAAUCACUGCUCAGCGCACCUUUCCUGCAUACAGAACUUUUAGCUGCUAUGUGGCAGAAGUGUUUACAUGUGCAAUAACUUGAAAUAUUCCUUUAGAUUUUGCACUCUUUACAUGCCAAAAGUUAACAGCACUAAGCCUUCAGAAAAAAAUCCACCCAAUGACUUUACUGAUAAAUUCACUCUCCAGUAAGUCAAAGGGGUGCAGGUUUGAUAAAAACAGAUGCAUGCUUAUUUUAAAACACUCUGUAGGCAAAAUUGUCGUUGGGUGGAAGAUAUUGCUAUUGCCUGAAUACUAACUUUCUAGGUUUUCUGGAAGUCUGACUACAAUGGAAAGUACGAGAACGGGUACUGAAGUAUAGUUUUCCUGCAGAUGAUUUGCAUUUUUAAUGGGCUAUAAAGGAAGAAAUGGGAUGUGAGGAAACUUUAAUUUCAAUGUUUGCCUUUUCUUUUUGCUUUAUUACUUUAUGCAGUUGCUUUAUGCGUUUCCCUCAAAUAUAUACACACACUAAAGCCUACAAAUGACUAAAUCUCAGUAUGAAAGAAGAAUUUUUAAAUAAACAUAUUUGACUAA
Molecule: messenger RNA, 3252 nt
Organism: Oryzias melastigma (Indian medaka)
Lineage: Eukaryota; Metazoa; Chordata; Actinopteri; Beloniformes; Adrianichthyidae
Gene: nlrc3l1
Product: NLR family, CARD domain containing 3-like 1
Exons: 7
Coding region: 207-2465 (752 amino acids)
Source: RefSeq, a predicted model, not a curated record